UUGCGUCAUGUCAGUUGUGGAGUUGUGCGGCUGAUGCAAGGUUGGUAAGAAGUUAUAGAGUCAGAUCAUCCGUUUUGAGUGGAUUUUUGUAGCGGUGCAAGAUUAUAUAACGCUAUGGCCUGGAGUGGUCGGCUUGUGCACCGAGGUGUGCCAGGGAUAGCUCGGUGCUUUCACGCGUCCAGCGUUGCAAACGGACCGAGGGUACUCAUAACAGGUGUGCAGGGACAGCUGGGGGCCCCGCUGGCGGAGGAACUCAGAAAGAAGUACGGACGGGAUAAUGUGAUCGCUACAGGGCGGAGAUUUCCGGACGCAGAGCUAGAGGCGAGCGGCCCGUACAAGUUCCUGGACGUGAUGAAUAUGGACAUGAUGCGCCAGUUCGUCGUGAAUCAUCGCAUUGACUUGUGAUCGGCGAAUCCAACGUGCCUUUGGCUAUCCAGAUUAACAUCGAGUCCGUGCACAACAUGCUGGAGCUGUGCAAGAACUACAACCUGAGGCUCUUCCUACCGUCCACCAUCGGCGCCUUCGGCCCCACCUCCCCGCGGAACCCCACCCCGGACCUCUGCAUCCAGCGGCCACGGACCAUCUACGGGGUGGCCAAGGUGCACGCGGAACUUAUGGGAGAGUACUACAACCACAGGUUCGGGCUGGAUUUCCGGAGCGCACGCUUCCCAGGAGUCAUUUCGGCCGACACCAUGCCGGGCGGAGGAACCACAGAUUAUGCAGUAGCGAUCUUCCACGACGCCAUCCAGACGGGAAAGUUUGAGUGUUACCUGCGGCCGGAUACGCGACUGCCCAUGAUGUACCUACCCGACUGCAUCCGGGCUACUGUCGAGAUGCUGGAGGCCCCGGAUGAAGACUGGAAGCUGCGCACGUACAACAUCACAGCUAUGAGCUUCACACCAGAGGAGAUUGCAGAGGAACUGAAGAAACACAUCCCCAACUUGGAGGUCACCUAUAAACCGGACGACAGACAACAGAUCGCUGACACCUGGCCGGAAGUGUUCGAUGACAGCGGUGCGCGGAAUGACCUUGGGUGGAACCACGAGUAUGACCUUGCGAAGAUGGUGGAAACCAUGGUGACGCGUCUCAGGCAGAAGUACGGCAAAUAGCACGUUGUCAUGGCAACAAAGAGGGUCAAAGGCCAAACAUCACCGUCGGCGUAAAAAGAAGUUUUAAACAUGCAAUCUUGAUAAUUCGUUGUGGGAACAGUGUAAUGUUUCUAACUAUAUAUUAAUAAAUAGAACAAGUAGAUAGGUAGAUAUAUGAAACCACAUGAAAAAGAUAUUCAAGCACGAAUUUUUAUUGUCCAUUUUAUAUAAAUUCUAGAGAUUGAUUAGUUUUUGAACUGCUUACAAUAAAAAAGAUUAUUUACCCAUCUGAA
Branchiostoma floridae (Florida lancelet) is the source of this 1381-nucleotide messenger RNA. Its product is annotated as L-threonine 3-dehydrogenase, mitochondrial-like. NCBI's taxonomy places the organism in Eukaryota, Metazoa, Chordata, Leptocardii, Amphioxiformes, Branchiostomatidae. Gene Ontology annotation, molecular function: L-threonine 3-dehydrogenase activity. Gene Ontology annotation, biological process: L-threonine catabolic process. The record is from RefSeq and is a predicted model, not a curated record.